GUCGCCGCAGGUCAGAAAGUUUUGACAUGUUAACCGACGCGGACCUUCCCUCCGUCUCCAGUUCGCACCGCCCGCUCAGCGCUUCCCUCCAGGAAUAACCAAACCCGACCCGCUGCCCUAGGAAGCAACCUCGUCUUUAUCGGCGUGUACGAUAAGCCUCAAAACCAUGGAGUUUAUCCAGAAACUGAUGUCGGGUUUCAGACUUGACCUGGGACCGCUGAAGGAGCCUUUGGGGUUUAUUCGGCUCCUGGAGUGGCUCUUCACCAUCUUUGCCUUUGGUACUACUGGUGGCUAUGUCGGUUCCGCCGUCAUUACCACUAAUUGUACCACAAAAACGGAUGUUCCAAUACAGUUCAACUAUCCUUUCAGGCUCGCAGCUCAUCCGUUUAUUGUUCCUAACUGCACUGGCUCUACGGGGAACACAGUUUACCUGAUGGGAGAUUACUCCUCUUCGGCUGAGUUCUUUGUGUGUGUGGGCGUCUUCGGCUUCCUGUACUGCACCUUCACCCUGGUUCUAUACCUGGGCUACCAGCACGUUUACAGAGAAACCAACCGAGGACCCAUCAUUGAUCUGGUUGUGACUGGGAUCUUUGCGUUUCUCUGGUUGGUGUCGUCCUCUGCCUGGGGAAAAGGACUAACUGAUGUGAAAAAUGCCACUGACCUGAAAAACCUGGUCAAGCACUGCGAUCCUCUGUGCCAAAUCAAGGAACACCCUGCCAUGGGACGCCUCAAUUCUUCUGUGAUAUUUGGCUUCCUCAACCUAAUCCUGUGGGUAGGUAACUGUUGGUUCAUCUAUAAGGAGACCCCGUUCCACAAGCCUGCUCACCCACCUCCCAACCCAGAGGAAGGAGGUCCAAGCUCCUAAUCAGACCAGCCAGACUCCUCCCUCUCCGUUCAAGCCAAUCGAAACCAGAGGACGCCACUGCCUGUUCACGUUGGCUCAUCCUAAAGCAAAGUAAAGUUUGAUAAGCAAAAGCUUUGGCUCAACCAAACGGUCCAGCUGCACGCAGUGCGGUCCGCUGCUUUUACACACGCUGAGCGGAAACGCUUGCUGUGGGUGUUUUUGUUUUGUUGUUUUUUGUUUUAUUUUGUGUUUGUUUUAGUGGUCAGUUAUUAUCUGAGCACCUGUCUCAGUGACAAUGUCUGGAACAAGUCUUUUUUACAUCCAGGAUCCAUAAAACAAAGCCUUGAGAAUUCCUCUGGAAUUUAACUGCAAAUUUGUUCUACACUAAUGGUUUCGUGCUUUUUCAGCGGUUAUAUACAUAUGUGCCUUCAGUCUCCUCAGCUAGGUGAAUUUUGAAGUGCCAGAUCCAUGAUCAGCCCAUCAGGGCAUUUUUUUUUGUAGCUACUUUUGGACAAGCUUUUCAAAAUGUAGGCAAAAACUCAUUCAACCUGAAUUUGGAGUUCAGAGUCACUACAUAAUGUUGAGUUUCCAGUUAAAAGUGCUACACUACUGAGUUGGACUGUGUUGUUGCACUUAAUCGAAACUAGGCAAGUUGUAAACAACAACAAAUUCACCACCAUCUUAAUGUUGGCUUGUUUAUGUUAUAAUAACACUACACUACAUUUAUCCUAGCAUUGUAAGACGUUUUCUGGUCACGUUAUAUGCCUUUAUGUAUUAAUGUCUUAUGCAGACGUGUCAAAUCAACGUUAUACUGAUUACCACAUAACAACUCACUUCUCCAUAAAUGCUCUUUCAAUGUACUCAUAAUCAUCAGAUUUGUCCGGGGGGGGUGGGGGGUCUGCGCGAACAUAUGUUACAAAAUGUUUUUCCACGUGUGUGCAAUUACAAGUUUCCACCAGAGAGGUCUCCAAAUCCCCAAAACUUACUUAGCGUAGCUUUAAUAAUGUGUGUUAAAUUUCUGUUAAUAUUUUGACACAAACUAAUUUUCUCAUUAAGCUAAAUUGCUAACGUUGUAUAAAGCUUGUCCAAAUGAGCUAUGAAGGAACCAAUUUGUAGAUGGAGCCUGGACAGUCCCUGUCCUGUCAGUUUAUUGAGUUCCCACAUGACUAAAUCUUUCUUUUUUCGAGUUCUCUCGCUCUGCUCUUUGCAGGCAGGACCUCUUAAAAAUGAAAGUGUUGCCUUUUAAAAACGUUACACACCAAGUGCCAUCUUAUUGUGCCUCUCUCGUGCACCGAGACCCUAACGCCUUACUGCAGACACGUUAAAGGCUCGUCUGCGUGGUGUAGAUGUGUUUGCGCUGUUUAUUCUUAUUGGGAAGUGCCUUAAUCAUUGACAUCCGUUAUCUGAUAUCUUAUGUUUCAGUGAAGGAGCGAACCUCAAAUAGAUUUUGCCACACUUUUAAAAGCAUGUGAUAAGUCAGGGGCAGACAAAUCAGUUUUCAUUCAGAUCAGCUCCAGAUCUUAAGUGGAAAUUCUCCAGAUUUGUCUACAUUUUCUGCAUUUGUUUAAUGGUUGAGAUGUGAACAAAGACAUACAGAGAGGUUUGAGGCGAAAAGGUAGAUUUCUUUACAGCACAAAUAUAGACAUUUUAUUUACUAUCCCAAACCACCAGUGAACUUACAUGUUGAUAGAGGUAAAAUAGUGGUAAGCCUAAAAUAAAAAUGUUUUAGGGACCUUUUUUCCUUCAUCGAAACAACAACAACAACAACAACAACAACAACAACAACAACAACAACAAAUUUGUCACCAGGCUAAUAGUAGUUUGUCUACGUAAAUAAAAAUAAAACUACACCCAACCAUUCCGACUUCAAUGCAAAUAUAAAAAAAUCCAUCUGGGUUGUGAAGGGGAGCUGGAGCCUAUCCUAGAAGUCAGUGGGUGAAAGGCAGGAUGCACCCUGGACAGGUCACCAGUCCAUCACAGGGCACCCCAACAUUAAAAAUAAAUAAAUAAAACAAUUUAAAAUGGGAUCAAAAUACUUAAUACAAUCUUAAAACAGUGCAUCAGGCAUGAAGCCGUGUAUUCAUAAGCAUUUAAUGCAAUAAGCUUGUGUAAGAGAGCUUUUAGAGGUGGAUGUCUGGUUCCUAUCACCACCACUCUGAAUAUUUUUGACUCUAAAGUUUCUGUCGUGUGGAGAUUCACACCAAACCAAUCUUAAUGAUUUAACCUUACUGAUUUAUCAGUCAAAUCCCCCUUCAAUUCGCUUUGCUUAAUCUUUUUGUGGAUAUAUAUCUAACUGUUUGGAUUUGAACGUGUCGUAUCUGGCGAUAAAUACCGCUAAGCCAGUUUUCUUCUGUACUUAUUAUGGAGAAUGAAUGUGUGAAAUAUCGAACACUAAACGUCUUUUUUGGUGCUUUUUUUUAGUUGUUGUUCAAAUCAGACGCGCCAUCCUUGUUUAUAGUUACGUUGUUUCCCCAAGCAGUCUGAUAACAAGCGGUGGCAUUGUGGUCUGACGGUGUUGUGUGUUCGCUGUGAAGAACAUCCUGCGUAAUUCUCUAUUUGGUCAUUUCUGUUUUCUUUCUUUUAUGAAACAACGAAGCAAGAAAAUUCUCAAUCAACUAUAAGAAGUAUCAUUGUUUUAUAUUAGUUGAUGGUGAGCUGUCAAAUAGUAGCAGACAUUUGAUUUGUCUGAAUUGCAGGUUUGAUCGCACUAAGUUCAGCAUCAAUUGAUGAUAGUAAAUAGCAUUAAGAAGUGAUUUAUUUUACUGAAUUUCUCGUUUUUUCUUUUCCUUUUUUUUUUUUUAAUUGACUGUGCUUUGUCCCUUUUAUUUUGCCUUAGCAAUGAUUCUUUUACUUAUGCAAUAGGAAAGCGUUACUAAUUCUGUGCCUUUGGCCCUAAUCUUAUUUUUUUUGAUGUGGUGUAGCCUGUGGGGCAGUAGGGUAUAUGCCAACAUGACAUGUGUCUUAAUAAGAAAGUGUCCUGCAUAGAAGCCCAGAUAGUCUGUUUACCAGCAGUAUUUAAGGAAAACAGUGCCAUUAUAAUAAUAAUCUCUCUCAGCAGGUUUUAUACUUUCUCUGUACAAACACCAUUGAAAUAUCUCAUGGAGAAACUUUGAAAGGGCUUUUUUUUUCUAAGUAAAUCUACUCUAAUUUUCCUAACAGGGGUCUGAGGGGGAAAUGCGUUGCUCUUCUACUUUGUACCGUUAUUGAUAAGAUCAGAAGAAAAUAUCACCUAAGUUUAAGAUGUUCUGUGACAAGGAUUAAAAGAGGAGAGUUUCA
Pygocentrus nattereri (red-bellied piranha) is the source of this 4120-nucleotide messenger RNA. It is a transcript of the gene sypl2a, whose product is annotated as synaptophysin-like 2a. The transcript is spliced from 6 exons. The record is from RefSeq and is a predicted model, not a curated record. Gene Ontology annotation, cellular component: synaptic vesicle; synaptic vesicle membrane. NCBI's taxonomy places the organism in Eukaryota, Metazoa, Chordata, Actinopteri, Characiformes, Serrasalmidae. Bases 167 to 865 code for a protein of 232 amino acids.